AUGGAUUUCCGAGCAGGAGACUCUUGGGGGAUCUUUGCCUUUUUGUGUGCCGCACUCUGCAAUCUGCCGGCGGUGCCCGCGCUGAACGGCACGGAGGAGCUGGGUGCUGGCCAGUCCAUCCAGAAGACCUACGACCUGACCCGCUAUCUGGAACACCAGCUCCGCACCCUUGCCGGCACUUAUCUGAACUACCUGGGCCCGCCCUUCAAUGAGCCCGACUUCAACCCCCCGCGGCUGGCGCGGGCUGAGCGGGUGCCCAGCGCCACGGUGGACUUGGACCUGUGGCGGGGCCUGACGGACAAUGCGCGCCUGGCAGCCAACUACCGGGCCUACAGCCGCCUGCUGAAAUAUCUGCGUGGCCUGGACGGCCAGGUGGGCACGGUGGAGCUGCGCCAUCGCCUCGGCCACUUCUGCUCCAGCCUGCAGGGCCUGGUGCUCAGCAUCGCCGGCGUCAUGUCUUCCCUGGGCUACCCGCUGCCCGCCGGCCCCGCCGGACCCCCGCCCUCCUCUGGCACCCCUGCAGCCCCCAACGACUUUCUGAAGAAGAUGGAUGACUUCUGGCUGCUGAAGGAGCUGCAGACGUGGCUGUGGCGCUCGGCCAAGGACUUCAAUCGCCUCAAGAAGAAGGUGCCGCCAGCCGUGGUCACACUGCGCAUCGAGGCCAGGGGCUUCUGAGGGCCCCCGCCCUGCUGAGGGCAUCCCCACAGCAGUGGCCGCACACAUGUCACCACUUGGCCUUCAUGGAUGGGGAUCGCUUUAGUGCCACCGAAGCCACCAUCACCACUUGGCCUUAACAGAUGGGGAUCCUGACCCCAGAGUGCUACCAAAGUCACCCCACAUAUUCCUCACCACCUCACUGUGCCUUGAGAGAUGGAGUUCCCGAUCCCAAAAUGCCACCAAAACUACUCCAAGUCCCCUCCGUCACCACUGUGUGUUAAGGGACAGGUCUUCUCAUCGUAAAGUGACACCAAACCCACUCCACAUCCCCACUGUCGCCACUGAUUUAACAGGUGGGGCUCCAGACUCUGAAGUGCCACCAAAGCCACGCCAUGCCUUUUCUAUCCCCGGAGUGUCAUCAAAGCCACCCCACAUCCCCAGCAUCACCACUGUUCAUUAAGGGACAGGUCUUCUGAUCCCAGAGUGCCAUCGUAGCUUUCCCACGUCACCACUGUGCCUUAACAGAUGGUCUGUCUGUCCCAAAGGGCCAUCAGAACCACCCUAAAUACGUACCAUCAUAUUGCCGUGCCUUGACAGAUGGGAUUCCCACUUCACCAAAGUGCCACUGAAGCCACUCCAUGUCCCCACCAUCACCUCUAGGUCUCAAGGGAUGGUGAUCUUGAUCCCAAAAUGCCACCAAAGCUACCCGGCAUCCCCCCGUCACCACCGUGCCUUAAUGGGGCUCCUGACCACAAAAUCCUGAGGGACAGAGCUCGCAGACCCACAGACCUCCCCACAUCGCCCCGCAGUACCUUAAGGGACAGGCACUCGGCCCCAGAGGGUUCCCAUGGUGUCUCAUCACCCUGCCGUGCCUCGGGGGACGGCCUCCUGCCCCCAACUGC
This is a messenger RNA of Centrocercus urophasianus (Greater sage-grouse), 1559 nucleotides long. It is a transcript of the gene CLCF1, whose product is annotated as cardiotrophin like cytokine factor 1. NCBI's taxonomy places the organism in Eukaryota, Metazoa, Chordata, Aves, Galliformes, Phasianidae. The transcript is spliced from 3 exons. Bases 1 to 675 code for a protein of 224 amino acids. The record is from RefSeq and is a predicted model, not a curated record.